GCUGUGGGCAGGAACAAAAAAAAAUUCCAGUAGAAAAGUCAUACAUGUGCAUUGUAAAAAUAUAUAUAUCAGACAGCAUAAAGUAUUUAAAAUAAAUGUUGCCUGUUUUUUUUCCCUCCACCUACUUCCUCAAUGUCAUUGCCUAGUGAUAUUGCUAUUAAAAGUAGUAUGUUUUCAAGAUAUCAUUUAGUUAUUAUCUCCCUGUCAGUGGGCAUGUGGGUAGUUUCCAAUUUUUUGAUAUCACAAAUAAUGCUGCAGCAAACAUCUGUGUGUGUGUUUCUCUUCACUUACCUAAGCAUUACUUGCCAUUAAAAUAAAAGAGUGGAUAGAGGGCAACCUUUUCUACCUCAGAAGUAAUUUUUUCUCCUGUGAGAUUGUAAAUGCCCAAUACAUUUGCAGGGACUGGCAUUUCUGGCUUUGAACGCUUCUCAUUCCUGUUUCACAUCAGACCUUCCUGGAAUGGUGGUUUUUUACCUUGAGGGGAAGACUGGAGUUGACAGUAUUGUCCUGAAUAUCCUGGAAGCUGGGUUCUCAUCCUGGGCCGGCAAGAAGCUAGCCGUGUGAAGUGGCAGCUCUGAACCGGUCUUCUCCCGCAUUAAAGGGGCUAUGCCCAGGCACUCAUUCAGGGGUCUCCUCGUUCCGAAUGCUCAGCGCUCUGGUGCGGAGACCAGAAGCAGCAUCGUUCUCAUCGUGCCUUCUCUUCUUCCCCUUAUUUUCUCCUUGGCAGUGCUGGCCCCCACCCAGAGCAGCUUCUGGCAGUUUCAAAGGAUGGUCAAACACAUCACAGGGUGGAGUGCCCUCUUCUCAUAUUACGGAAUGUAUGGAUAUGGCUGCUACUGUGGGCUUGGGGGCAAAGGGACCCCUGUGGAUGACACUGACAGCCCCUCACCUCCCUCCGGCUAUGAGAGGCUGAAACAGCUCGGCUGCCAGCCCGUGUUGAACGGCUACCAAUUCCACAUAGUCAGCCGGACCGUGGUCUGUGAAUGUGCCCUUAGUCCUGGUGCUAGCUGCCUCUGUGGGUGGAGGGCCUGUGAGUGUGACAAGCAGUAUGCCUACUGCUUCAAAGAGAACCUGCCCACCUACGAGAAAAACUUCAAGCACUUCUCUGGCCGGGCCUGUUGUGGCAGGCACAAGCUCCAAUGCCAGGAACGCCAAGGGGUCCCUUAACCCUUGGACUGGCUGAGUCACUCCUUUGUCACUUGGCAUCAGAGGGCUGGAGACCAACAGUGGAAAAGAUAAAAUCCUGACCUUUGAUGGAGGGAGACAGACCAUAAAUAUACACAUAAAUAGAUGAUACAUUCCAAAAGCAGUAAGCAAUAAAACGUGGGGACAGAGUGGCAGUUUGUCCCUUAUCCCUAUCCCAGGAAGCUUUCAGAAGAGGCAAGGCCCAAGGACCUGCCUGAAACCCUCCCUCCACCCCCACUUCAAAAUUAGGAUGCAGGUGGACUUUGGAACCAGGCCCACAACCCUGAUCCAGCCAGAGUCAAGCAGAGAUCCUGGAAAAGAAGGUAUUGGCCACCCUCCAAGGACCAGAGAGACACACUUGGACUCUGUGCUUCUCAUUUGCUUGAGGUCUGCCUUCUGAAAACCCUGAGGUAGGAAAAAAAAAAAAUCAGUGCCAUUUUCACCCGUUAGGAGACAGCAUGAGAACAUUGGCACUCAUGGCUGCCACCUGGAUGUCCUGGCCCAGAAGAUGUCAAAGAAAUGGAGAAAGAGGGCAUGGGAGAGGGAAGCGGAGGUAUCCAAGAUUUAUAUCCGCAUUUAGAAGCCUUUGGUUAUAAGACGUAAAUUCUAAGAAAUAUUAAAGUGAUCUAAUCCGCGUGGAGUCUGGUGGUUCUGAUGCCCAACGCAUAAGGUAAAUCGCGAAAAAUGGCCACCAUUAUUCUUCCUUCUUCGUAUCCUCACCUCUCACAAUGUAAGGCUCAGCUUUUCCCAAGAGAAUAGAAAUCUGUUUCCCCACCCCUGUGAACUCUGAACCAGGCUUGUCCCUUACCGUGGUCAAUGAAGAGAUGGUUCAUCAGCUCCCAAGCCUAACCCUCAGGGCGCCCAGUGCUCAUCCUCUCUCUCAAUAUACCCAUCACUGCCAUGGAAAAAGCCUGGCUCAGCCUGCCUGAGGACGGAGCCCCAGGGAUCGGGGUGACAGCCCAGCUGUUUGGCUGAGACCUUAGACCUGUGACAGCACUUGACAAGGAUCAGCAAAGCCAGCUCAGGGCUGAGCACAGAUAGGAGAGAACCUGCUGAGACCAGAACAACUGCCCAGCUGAGCCCCAGCUAAACCAGCUCUUUGCAGAAGUGCAAGCUCAAUAAAGGCUGUUUUAUGUCACUAAGUGGCGGUG
This is a messenger RNA of Sus scrofa (pig), 2336 nucleotides long. The record is from RefSeq and is a predicted model, not a curated record. Lineage: Eukaryota; Metazoa; Chordata; Mammalia; Artiodactyla; Suidae.